AUGUGUGCAGGCAAGAAAGAGGCGUCGUCGGAGCCUCCCAAGUGGUAUGAGAACUGCCUGUGGCAGCCCAAGCUCAUGUACGCCAUCUCCAACGUGCAGCAGUCGUCGGUCGCCAUCUUCCUGGCCGUGUACUACCAGCAGACGGCUGGCUUCUCCAAGGUGCAGAUCGGCCUGCUGCAGACGCUGCCCUGCGUCUGCGCCAUGGUGUCGCCGCCCAUUUGGGGAGCUGUGGCCGACUACAUCCGCAACCAGCGCCUCGUGCACAACUUCUGCAUCAUCACGGGCGGGCUGCUCAUGUUCUCCAUCCAGUACUUCUACUGGUCGUACCAUUGGACGCUCGCGGUUCUGGUGCUGGCCAGCUUCCAGUCGAUGCCCGCCGGGUCGCUCAUGGAUCACGCUGUCCUGGAUAUGAUUGAGAAGGUCGGAGGAGAAUACGGCAAGCAGCGACUGUUUGGCGCUGUCGGGUGGGGCAUGGGCGCCUACAUCACUGGCUUGGCGGUUGCUGCUGCGGGCAUCUCGUGGGCCUUCAACAUUAGCCUCAUCUUCAUGUUUGCUUCGCUGCUGGUGCUGCGCACGAUUCCGCCGGUCAAGCACGGACACCACGGCGAUAACCACUCUUCGAUGGAGGAAGGCGGAAGGAGCACCCGCCAGCCGUCGUUUGCGGACAACAUGCGCCGCAUCUACCAGAAGAAGGACGUGGUCAUGCUGCUGCUCGUUGUGUGCUUCAUGGGCCUCAUGUACGGCGUGCUGUCGAGCUUCCUGGCGCUGAACCUGUUCAAUUUGUCUGGCGGCAACGCUCAGAUCGUGGGUAUCGCCAUCAUGUGCGAGACCAUUUCGGAGCUCCCGGCCUUCUUCUUCUCGCACGCUAUCAUCAAGAAGUUGGGCACGGUCAAGGUGCUGCUGGUCUCCAUUGCUGCCUACGCGCUUCGUAUCACGUACUAUGCUGUCAUGACCAAUGCCUGGAGCGCCAUUCCGUUCGAAUUCCUGCACGGAUGCACGUUUGGCUUGGCGUGGGCUGCCUGCACGCAGUACAUUUACGCUGCUGCCCCCAAGGGCUGCGAAGGAACAGUCAUGGGGCUUCUGAACGCGACGCAGAACGGUUUGGCUCGCGCGGUGGGCACGAUGGUCGGCGGAUACUUCUACCAGAACUAUGGUGCACGCGUCAUGUGGGCCGUCACGGACCUGGGUGUCCCUCUCGCGCUUAUUUUCCUGUCUGCGUUCGCCUACCUCAAGACGGACUACGAGGAGGUCCUCUCGGGCGACGAUGUCGAGGCCGAAGAGUCCGAGAUGUUCUCCCCGCACCACCACUCGAAGGCGAUCAGCUCUGGCGCGCCGUCCUAUGACGAGAUUUGA
Messenger RNA from Phytophthora sojae, 1353 nucleotides. RefSeq lists its product as hypothetical. Bases 1 to 1353 code for a protein of 450 amino acids. Gene Ontology annotation, molecular function: transmembrane transporter activity. The transcript has a single exon. Gene Ontology annotation, cellular component: membrane. The record is from RefSeq and is a predicted model, not a curated record. NCBI's taxonomy places the organism in Eukaryota, Oomycota, Peronosporomycetes, Peronosporales, Peronosporaceae.